CAAGCUCUCAGCUUCAUCGCGAUAAGUAUCACCAUUUUCCUGAUCUGGUCCCUGUUUAACAGGAAAUUCGAAAAUUGUGAAAUCUCUGCGGAGAUCUGAAAGGGCAUGCUCAGUAACCAACCAUCUACUCUCACAAUGCCGAGUUGAGCUUUCGGCGAAGCCGUGAUCGAUACCCAACCACUACAGACACUACUUUUGCCAUAUCACAACCAUGCGCGUCGCAGAAAUCCUCUCUGACCUCACCUCCCUCCGCGCCUGUGAUCCCUCCGCCGCGCUCGCUCUCGUCUCCACGCGGCCCUCCCCCUCAUCAGUGCUGCCGUCCAAGAACUCCAGCAUCGAGGCACCGGAACAUGCAGAGGGCGGUAAUGGCGAUUUACGACGGGCGAAGGAGCUGGCAGAGUUGCAUGCGGCGUUGAAGGGGGCACAGAGGAAGGAGUUAGUGGGGCCGGUGAGGGAGGAGGCGGAGAGGGUGGGGAGGAGGGCGUUGGGGGUUGCGCAGCGGUGA
Molecule: messenger RNA, 505 nt
Organism: Eremomyces bilateralis CBS 781.70
Lineage: Eukaryota; Fungi; Ascomycota; Dothideomycetes; Eremomycetales; Eremomycetaceae
Exons: 2
Coding region: 212-505 (97 amino acids)
Source: RefSeq, a predicted model, not a curated record